Molecule: messenger RNA, 3917 nt
Organism: Eupeodes corollae
Lineage: Eukaryota; Metazoa; Arthropoda; Insecta; Diptera; Syrphidae
Exons: 13
Source: RefSeq, a predicted model, not a curated record
AUUUUUGUUUUUUGUGCAUUACAUUGAGUACAAUUAAUUAAAUUAAUAUAUCCAUUUGAUCAACAACUCGAUAGCCUUGAUAAUAGAACUAGUUAUGAUGCCUUAACUAAUCAUAGCAACAAUACUUCGACUACGAUAACAUCUUAUUUCUUAAAGCAAUAUCAAUAAAAUGUUCUGCCAAUAAACCGUAAUAAUUGUAAGCAUCAUCAGAACUCAUUAAUCAGUUCAGUAGAAAAGGUAUCUACUCUCGCACAAGACACGCUUGAAAAGUUUGUGUAUUACUCUAGUUCAUUUAAGUGAAAAUUUGUAGCCACUAGCGAUAUUGAAAACGUUUUUUAACAAAUUUCUGGAAUACCUGACGGAAACAAAAGUUUCAAGAAAGCUUGCAACAAACGGAGAGUGCGCGGGCCGACGUGAUUAUUAUGGGUACAUUCGGAAUUUCGCUUGCGGAUCAGUUGAAAUUGGCUUAUAGAUAUGGAAAAUUCAAAAUUCAACAGACAAGACAACGCACAAAUGAAAUAGUUGAAACUUCAACUAUAUAUGGCAGAGUAAGCGGUGUAAAAUGGUUGUCAAUUUAUGGUGAAGAGUAUUACAGUUUUGAUGGAAUUCCAUAUGCAAAACCGCCACUUGGAGAUCUUCGAUUUCGUGCUCCUAGAGAGCCAGAUCCAUGGACAGGUGUAAAGAAAUGCACAAGAAUAGGAUCAAAACCAACUCAAAUCAACUUUAUAUUAGGAUCGGUUUAUGGGAGUGAAGAUUGUCUUUAUUUAAAUGUGUUCACGAAAAACCUAAAUCCUUCAAAUCCGUUGCCAGUCCUUGUUUGGAUUUUCGGUGGAGGAUACCAGUAUGGAGAGGCUUCACGAGAUGUCUACAGUCCAGAUUAUAUGAUGCAAGAAGAUGUGAUGCUUGUUACAAUCAACUAUCGCUUAGGACCAUUGGGUUUUAUGUCAUUUUCGGAUCCAGACGUUGGAAUUCCUGGCAAUGCAGGCUUGAAGGAUCAAAUCAUGGCUCUGAAAUGGGUUAAGAAUAAUUGCAGUUCCUUUGGAGGUGAUCCAUCCAACAUAACGGUUUUCGGUUUAAGUUCUGGUGCAAGUUCCACCCAUAUUAUGAUGCUAACAGAACAGACUAAAGGACUUUUCCAUAGAGCAAUUAUUAUGUCCGGAAGUGCUGUGGCACCCUGGGCUCUUGCUCCACCUGAAAAUUGGAGCUAUAAACUUGCUAAAUUAGCAGGAUACACGGGUGAAAAUAAAGACAAACAAGUAUGUGAGUUCUUGACCAAACUUAAAUCGAGCGUUUUGUACAAACAUUCUAAGAAUUUGAUAACCAAAAAAGAAGAACACAAUAGGGAUUCAUAUUGUUUUGGGCCAAUAAUUGAACCCUAUGUGAGCGAAGAAUGCGUCAUUUCCAAAAGUCCUGUUGAAAUGAUGCGUGAAUCGUGGAGUAAUGCCAUUCCUUUGAUUAUUGGAGGAAAUUCUUUUGAAGGACUGAUUAUGUAUGCGGAAUGUCGCAAGUUUCCGUAUUUGGUGGAAGAAUUAGGUGAUUGUGAAAAAGUUGUCCCCUUAGAGCUCUCUUUAACACCAGAAGAACGAAAACAAUUUGGACUAAAGAUUAAAAAAACAUAUUUUGGCGAUGCAGAACCGAGCUCACAGAAUCUUCUUCCAAUUUGCGAUAUGUUUACGUAUAAAUUUGUUUGGCAUAGUAUUCAUAGAACUAUUCUUUCACGGUCUGAAUACGCUACUGCACCAACUUACGUUUACCGAUUUGAUUUUGAUUCCAAACAUUACAAUCACAUACGAAAUUUCGUUUGCGGUCGAAAAAUACAAGGAACUUGCCACGGUGAUGAGUUGUUGUACCUCUUCUAUAAUUUCAUAGGGAAGAAGCUUGACCAUGGAAGUAGAGAAUAUAAGACGAUAAGAACAAUGAUAUCUUUGUGGACAAAAUUUGCUGCGACGGGAGAUCCUAAUAUUCCGGUCAAAAGUGAUAUAAAAUGGAAUCAAAUUGACAAAAAUAGAACGGUCUUCCAGUGUUUGAAUAUAUCUGAUCAUUUGGAAAUGAUUGAUUUACCUGAGAGCGAAAAACUUAAGCUCUGGGACAGUAUGUAUCCUAGGCAGUUAUUGUUGGUCAAGAUGAUUUCCAAAGUUAGUCUCAGUGGGAAACUUUAUUAUAAAUAUAGAACACUUGAACAUAAACUUAACCAAUAUAGGAAUAAUACUGGCGAGACAACAAUUGCAGAAACAGAAUAUGGAAAAAUCAAAGGCGUUAAGAGGAAGUCUCUAUACGACAAAGAUUAUUAUAGUUUUGAAAAAAUUCCGUUUGCUGAACCACCGUUGGGCAGUUUGCGAUUCAAAGCUCCACAACCACCCAAACCCUGGAAUGAUGUUUUAGAUUGUACUCAAAUGAACCCAAAACCAAUGCAAAUCAACAUAAUCAAUGGUUAUGUUGAGGGAACUGAAGAUUGCCUUUAUUUGAAUGUUUACACCAACGACCUCAAACCGAAAAAACCACGAGCAGUUUUGGUUUGGAUUUAUGGUGGUGCCUUCAUCCUUGGCGAAGCAAAUCGUGAUUUUUAUAGUCCAGAAUUAUUAAUGACCAAGGAUAUCGUAUUGGUGACUCUCAACUAUAGAGUGAAUGCUUUUGGUUUCCUGAGCCUGAAAGAUCCAAAAGCUGACGUGCCUGGCAAUGCUGGUCUAAAAGAUCAAGUUAUGGCCUUAAAAUGGAUAAAAAAUAAUUGUUCACAAUUUGGUGGAGACCCGAAUAAUAUUACAGUUUUUGGCGAAAGCGCUGGCGCAGCUUCCACACAUUACAUGUCCAUUACGGAACAAACCAAAGGUCUUUUCCAACGUGCAAUUUUGAUGUCUGGCAACGCAAUAACACCUUGGGCAUCGGUAAAGCAAAAAGACUAUGCCUAUCGAUUGGCAAAACAUUGUGGAUACUCUGGUGAGGACAACGAUAAUGAUGUGCUCGAAUACUUGCGUGGUGUUAAGGCAAGUGAUCUUGUUGUGGACGAUGCUAAGCUUUUGACCUUGGAGGAACUACGUGCUGGUACAUUAUUCUGUUUUGGACCAACUGUUGAACCGUAUGACUCUAAGGACUGUGUUGUUCCCAAGGAACCAGCAGAAAUGAUGAAGACAGCAUGGAGUAAUAGUAUUCCUAUGAUAACAGGUUUUACUUCAUCAGAGGGAUUACUAUUUCACGCAGCCUUAUCAAAAGAACCAAAUGCCUUGUACGAGCUUGAGACUUGUGCUUACUUGGUGCCAUCAGAACUUGUGGAUGACAGAGAAAGUAAGAAAUGUCUGGAGCUUGGAAAGAAAUUAAAGGACGCUCAUGUAAACCAAGAUUCAACGCCUUUAAAUUGUUUACUCGACAUCAUGGGAUUCAAACACUUUGUCAAUCCAAUGCAGCAGUUUUUAGCUUCAAGAGCUAAAUACUCUCUAGCUCCAACAUUCCUUUAUAGGUAUGAUUUUGAUUCUGAUAACCUAUUCCUGCCGUUCCGAAUUAUGAGACAAAAAGGUUUACGUGGAUCAAGCCAUGGCGAUGAGCUAAGCUAUUUGUUCCACUCGAUUACCGGGCGUAAAAUGGAUAAAAACAGCAGGGAAUACAAAACUAUCGAUCGGAUGACGAGUUGGGUUAGUCAAUUUGCAAUUACUAGCGAUCCAAACUGUGAAGCUUUACAAUCAGUUCAAUGGAAACCUUUGGAAAAAGAUAACACUGAUUUGAAAUGCUUAAAUAUUUCGGAUGAAGUCGAAAUCAUCGAUUUACCAGAGAAAGAAAAAUUAAAAGUCUGGGAUUCAUUAUAUAUACAAUAAAAUCAAUAUAUAACGUGGCCCAACUUAAGGUACAUAUUCGGCAAUGUGCCUGCUAAAGGUGAUAUAGUUAAGCCAGUUGGAUUUGAUCCAGCGGCAUUAUUCUUUUGCAGUUAA